Molecule: messenger RNA, 2198 nt
Organism: Aspergillus uvarum CBS 121591
Lineage: Eukaryota; Fungi; Ascomycota; Eurotiomycetes; Eurotiales; Aspergillaceae
Product: PAP2 domain protein
Exons: 5
Coding region: 324-1922 (532 amino acids)
Cellular component (GO): endoplasmic reticulum membrane
Molecular function (GO): sphingosine-1-phosphate phosphatase activity
Source: RefSeq, a predicted model, not a curated record
CUGAUAAGUGACUGACUGUCCGUAAUCUAGACUACCUAAGUAGUAAUACCUCCAGGCUAGCUCUGAUUUCUCUCCUUCAUCGACGUUGACAUUGUGUCUUACCGGCCUCCCCUCUCUUCUCGCCCCGACUACUCAGGCGCUAUCUCCAUAUUUUGUCUUAUUCGAAUCUCUCGGAAGCAUUGAUGUCCACCCAAGGCGGUCGGUGAACCUAAGGGAAUCUGUCCGCCAGGAAACGGAACAAAAAACCACAUGGAGGGAAUCGCGAUCAAUUCAUCAUUUUGAUAGCUCUACACGCUUGCCUGCUUGGGCAAUAGUCAUCGCAAAUGGCUCACAGCAAAAAUGGCCAGCCCGACGCUGGCCUGAGAAGUCUCAAUCAUUAUCACAACCAGCUUCCUCUUUGGCGUUACUGGCCACGACAGAAAUUGCUUCCAUUGAUUCGAUUCGAAACACCAUAUCUCGCCUGGUGCCAGGAGAAAAUUCGAACUCCGACCCUGGAUUCAUACUUCGCGUUCACGGCCAACCUAGGAACACACACCUUUUUCAUGGUUUUCCUCCCAAUUCUAUUCUGGUGCGGUUAUGCAAGCUUGGGACGUGGGAUGGUGCAUCUAUUGGCCUCCGGCGUCUUCUUUAGUGGCUUCAUCAAGGACCUCCUGUGCCUACCUCGGCCUUUAUCUCCACCCCUCCAGCGCAUAACGAUGUCCGGUUCUGCAGCGCUGGAGUAUGGAUUUCCUUCCACCCACUCUACGAAUGCUGUUUCGGUCGCAGUCUAUGUUCUCUCCCUCCUCAAUUCUCCGGACUGUACUCUUAGUCCUAGCAUGAACUUGGCACUUCAGGCUUUAACAUACGUCUAUGUCAGCUCCAUUGUUCUGGGUCGCCUGUACUGUGGGAUGCACGGAUUCUGCGACGUUAUCACGGGCUGCCUGUUAGGCGGGUUCCUUGCCUAUUUGCAGUACACAUAUGGGCCAACCAUCGACGAUUAUAUCCUUGCUGCUACAGGGAAAGGCAUCACACUAGUCAUUCUGCUGAUCUUAGCCCUGGUUCGCGUGCACCCAGAGCCUGCGGAUGACUGUCCAUGCUUCGAUGAUAGCGUGGCUUUUGCGGGAGUGACACUCGGUGCUCAAAUCGCUUACUGGCACUUGGCACGCUCGAAAAUGGGGUGGUAUGAAUUGGCAGCAGGCCCUGCGCCCAGAUUUGAAUUGGUGGAGACGACCAAGACUGCUCUUCGGCUGGUCCUGGGAAUCCUAUUACUCUUCGUUUGGCGGGCAGUGACAAAACCCUUCAUGCUUCGGAUUCUCCCACCUAUUUUCCGGGGUCUUGAAAAGCUAGGACUGAUCCUUCCUCGAAGGUUCUUCACCAAUGCUUCACAAUACUCCCGUGUUCCAGCGCAUCUAAAGGAUCAUGAAGUUCUCCCAAAUUUAUCCGAGAUCCCAUCGUUCCUCACCACGAUACGCCAUCCGAGACGACGGGCAAUAUCCGUUGGUCCUCAAUCAGAGGCCGAUGCUUAUGAAACAUUGGCAUAUCGUGAGAAGCGCAGACGGGAGAGUCUCUCUAAUGGCCAUAGGACUGCCCCUGCCACGGAGGUUGGUCAGGCUGGUUCCUCUGCCAGAGAGGCUCAGCCGCCGAAGCUCUCCAGACGACCAUCCAAGCUCAAUGAUUAUGAGCACAUGAUGGGCACGGGAGCUCCAGGUCUUGCGACGUCUCUUGACAAUUCUAGCAAAGCGGACUCAUCCACGGUCCCCUUUCCCGAUUUUGAUGCUGGAAUCGAGGCCGAUCAAGAAGAACUCUUCGCACAAAUCAAACCCCCGCGCGUACGCUAUGAUGUAGAGGUAGUCACAAAGCUGGUGGUGUAUUCUGGAAUUGCUUGGAUAGUUAUGGAGGGAGCUCCUCUCUUGUUCUCGCAAAUUGGCCUCGCGGCCUAUUAGCAUGAUGAUCACGGGUGUAGUCCCGUUUGGACAGUGUCUCCUGGUUCAGUCCAGCACGUCGGAUUAUACCCUUCCGCGAUGUAACAUAGCUGACAUUUUUGUUACUGUAUAUACAAGUUUAUGUUUCUCUUUUCCUUUAUUUGAGCUCUGCUAGCUUCACAUAUUGAUAAAGUAUCUUAGCUAGUUCGUCCACAAGAUUUCAAGAUAUUGUUCCGUACGAGGUCCUGGCCAUCGGGUGAUUCGCGAUGCGCCCUCGGCCAAGGCAUGCGAAGCACG